Molecule: messenger RNA, 1911 nt
Organism: Synchytrium microbalum
Lineage: Eukaryota; Fungi; Chytridiomycota; Chytridiomycetes; Synchytriales; Synchytriaceae
Exons: 4
Coding region: 1-1911 (636 amino acids)
Biological process (GO): cilium assembly
Cellular component (GO): axoneme; ciliary basal body
Source: RefSeq, a predicted model, not a curated record
AUGGCGGAUAGUGAAGCAGUGCCAGUCCAGUCAACCAAUGCCGACGCAUCAUCUCAACCAACACAGGAAAUACCAGCUACAUUAUCAGAUCCUAAACCACAAUCAACAAAGGGAUCACGAUCAAGUUUAACGACCAAAGUCAAGAAAGACGGGACAAAGUCGAAUUCUUCGUCCCGUAUUGACCUCGCAUCUACAAAAUUUACUUCGAAUUUAUCUAAAUCCAAGGACAAAGUCGGCAGUAAAUCACGAAAUGGAUCAACAAACAAACUCGCAUCUUCAAGAAGCACCUCAAUGAACAAGUUAGCUCCAAAAUCUAAAUCCGGAUCGAAAGCAUCGAAACUGGAUUUGUCUGUUGAUGCUACUUCAACUGAACCUGAACCGUCUCAACCAACAUCAGCAGUUGACCACAUUGCUGAAGCUACAUACAUACCUCUAGCAAAAGAAGAAGAAGAAUCUGUGGAACGACCUGAUACUCUACGAAUGGCCAAAAGCAUAACUGAUUUGCUGGCGCUAGACGGUCUAGAACCAGAAGAUGUUGUGGACGAUGUUGAAUCAGACGAGCCCAUCCACAACGGAGGAGAGGAUGGGGAAGCAGACCCAGAAUACGAGCCAUCUUCUGCCAAAGUGCUUCAAGAUAUUAUGAACUCGCCGGUACCAACCAACACGCUGCCCAUAGACGCCGUAACAUUCACCCACGCGGACCCGAGUGCGGACCCAGAAGACAUGUUUGGUGGUACAUUGUCUCUAGGCCCUUCUGCAUUAUCGCAAUCCGCACUUGAUGACGACGAGUUUGAAAACACCCAAGAAGAAGAUAUGAUACCACCGUCGACUCCUACGAUCUACGCCGAGAAGAAUGAGGAUGCUGACGACUCCGACGAUGGCGAUGACAUGAAUCAGGAGCCGGAUCCCGCUGAUUUACAAGAUCGUGAUGAGUUGAUUGAGGGGAUUCGGGAGGCUUUGGAGACUCGUGAGAAGCUACGACAUGUUAAUUUUGGAUUGCAAGCUAAACUUGCCGAGUAUUUCAGACGUAAACGAGCCGAGGAAGUUCGAGAAACUGACAAGUCUGGAACAGACCAAGAGCAGCGAUACAACCAAUGUGUCACCUCCAUAUCGGAUCUGACCGAAAAACGAGAAACACACAGUAUCGCACACGCCAAAACCGUUACAGACCUUUCUGCAAGAUUAUCCACUUUGAAAACCGAAUCCGACUCCAAGAGCACAGAAUUCACGUCCUACAAACGUCGCAUCGCCAAAGAGUCCGAGAAUUCUAGAACAGGACAGCCAAUACCAUUUAAAGCCAUUGAUUCAAUUGAAAUUUUAGAAUCUCGCAAAGAUGCGGAAGUUUCUGCUGUACAAUUGGAACAUAUACGGUUGAAGAAUCGAUUGAAGAGAUGUGAAUUAGCUCUCAAGCAGCGUGAAGAGCUGGCUGAUGGGCUACAUCUGAUUGAUUUUGAACAGCUGAAGAUUGAAAACCAAGCGUAUAAUGAGAAGAUUGAAGAGAGAAAUGAGGAACUACUGAAAUUACGCAAGAAGAUAACAACUGUGGUCCAAAUCCUAACCCAUGUUCGAGAGAAGCUUCAAUUUGUGCAAACCGAGAACGAAGUACUCAAGAAGCAGAUGUUGGCAAUUGAUGCUCAAGUUUCUGACGGACGGGAUGCUCUCCCUGCCGCAAAAAGGAAGCGCGAUAGUCUGAAAGCUGCUGGUCUUGAUUUGAAGACUAGAAAUGGUUUGCUCGGUAGUAAAGACUUGUUAAGAGACCACGAGAGUAAAGUGGAUGCCACUGAAAAGAUCAGCUUCAAGCUCGAGAUGCUUAAGUCUCAUCAUGAGAGUUUACGUGCCGAGCAACAGAAAUUGAAAAGAGACAUUGCCAAGACCCAAAUACUUCAACAAGCCGUUAAAGCACCUGCCUGA